Messenger RNA from Diorhabda sublineata, 786 nucleotides. RefSeq names its product enkurin-like. NCBI's taxonomy places the organism in Eukaryota, Metazoa, Arthropoda, Insecta, Coleoptera, Chrysomelidae. Gene Ontology annotation, molecular function: calmodulin binding. The record is from RefSeq and is a predicted model, not a curated record. The coding region runs from base 1 to 786 and encodes 261 amino acids. The transcript has 4 exons. Gene Ontology annotation, cellular component: acrosomal vesicle.
AUGGCUGUAAUUUUGAUAACAAGUCACGAUGAACAUAUACGUGAUCUUUGUAAAGAACCAACCCCCUUGCCGAAACUAAAACUUUAUAAAACAAAGUACCAUAAAGAUGAAGGAAAAGUUCAGAAAAAAGCACAUGCAACCAUGGGAAUACCUUUAACAGAACUACCCGACCCUCAAAAUUAUCUUAAGAAGCAUACGGGAAAAAGUUGUUAUGGCGCUAAAGACAUUAUUAAAAAAGAACCAACGCCACCGGUUAGACAGAAAAUAGAGGUACCAAAAACGGCAGAGUGUUUAAAAGCCGAAAAACCACCACGACCUUGCAAAAAUUACAUAUUAGAUAACAUAAAUACUAUUUGUAAAAUGAAACCAAAUCCCCCUAUACCUACAGUUGUCAUUGAUCGAUUUGGUAAUAAAGUGCUUGCAAAACCCGGUUUACGACCAGCCGAUAUCAAAACAUUUGGAAAAUAUCCUCCUUAUUUAUGGAGAAUUCUGUAUAAACAACAGAUUAACUAUCUUAUAAAUAAAUAUAAACAGUCCGAAGCCAAACAACGCCCUGGAAAAUAUAUUCCGUGCUUCGAAAAAGAUAAAAUGAUUAAUGGUCUAAUACAAAAUUAUUAUGAAAUCCUGGAACAACAUGAACGUAUACCACUAUCAAGCGAUUCUUAUAUGUGUAAUCAGAGAAAAGCUAAAAUGCAAGCUGAACUGAAGCAGUUGGAAGAGGAUAUUGUUUUAUUAGAAAGAAAUCACUAUCUCUUUGUUCCAGACGAUGUCGAAAUAAAUUCUUGA